Messenger RNA from Parathielavia appendiculata, 825 nucleotides. Its product is annotated as alpha/beta-hydrolase. Gene Ontology annotation, biological process: glycerolipid catabolic process. The record is from RefSeq and is a predicted model, not a curated record. The transcript has a single exon. Lineage: Eukaryota; Fungi; Ascomycota; Sordariomycetes; Sordariales; Chaetomiaceae. Bases 1 to 825 code for a protein of 274 amino acids. Gene Ontology annotation, molecular function: triacylglycerol lipase activity.
AUGGAGUUCAACCCUACUAGAGCCGUUGUUCAUAACGAAGGUUGCGACCUGCAUUACUGGUACCAGGGCAAGGGGCCGCUCAUCACCUUCGUCCCGGGCGGCAACGGCCAUGGACGGCAGUUCAACAACAUGAUUGCCACCUUAUCCGACAGGUAUACCUGCGCCACCUUUGACCGUCGCCAGAUGUCGGCAAGCAAGGUCGAGGUCAAUAAAAAGCUCAGCAUUCCGCAGCAAGCCCGAGACAUCCGCGCCGUCAUUAAGGCCGUGGGCUUCGAGAAGUCGAUCGUCUUCGGGAGCAGUAGCGGAGCCAUCUUCUCCUACCAUCUCGCCCACGACUUCCCCGAGAUGGUCGACCACCUGAUCGCCCACGAGGCACCCACCAUCAACAUCCUCCCCGACGCCUCCGAGGUGUUCGAAUGGUUCCUCCACCUCAUGGAGGUCUACGAGACCCAAGGCCUAGACCAGGCCGCCGGCGAGUUCGGCGCCAAGCUGCUCGGGUACGACGACGAUGGCGUUCCCAAGACCGUUCCCCCCGAGCCCGAGAACCUGCGCAAUUUCUGGGACAACGAGUUCCCCGUCCUGCUGGGCUACACGCCCAAUCUCUGGCGUCUGAGGCAGAAGAAUACCAGCAUCGGCGUCAUGAGAGCCGUCAGGUCGAGGGAUGCCUGGUUUGCGAGGGCAGUCGAGGAGCAGGCAAAGAUCCUGGCAUGCACCAAGCUGCUGGUCCCGGGACACCACCAGGGGUUCGAGGUCGAGACUAAGGAGUUUCUGCCUUAUUUCCUGUACAUGCUGGAGAUUUUGGAGGACAAGAGGAGAGGAGUGUAG